Prunus avium (sweet cherry) is the source of this 1197-nucleotide messenger RNA. Lineage: Eukaryota; Viridiplantae; Streptophyta; Magnoliopsida; Rosales; Rosaceae. The record is from RefSeq and is a predicted model, not a curated record.
CCUUAAUUAUAAACCCUAAAUCCCCUCUCACCUUCCAUAGUCGCGCACACUCUCUCUCUCUCUAGGGUCUCUUCCGCGGUCGCCGUUUGCAUUUUACGAUCUUCUUUAUCAAUAAAGAUGGAACCUGCUUCUAAUGAGAGUACGGAUGAAGACGAUCAUGAUGAGAAUGUGGCUGAAGAUGAUCAUGAUGGGGAUGUGAGCGGAGGUGACAACAACGACGAGGACGAUGACGAUGACGAGGACGAUGAUGACGAUGACGAUGACGAGGAUGAGGACGAUGAUGAUGAUGAGGAGGAUGAGGAUGAGAAAGGUCGCAAGAUGGUUAGUGUGUUUAGAGUGACAAUUGACAAGAUUGAACACUAUAGAACUGAAGUGAACAUGUUGGACGUGCUUUCUUUUGAGCAAUUGGCGAAAGUUGUCUGCCCCUUGCUCGGCAACCUUGCUGACUAUGCCCUGCCGGAUGCCCACGAUUUUAUAUUCACCGAUGGGUCGCGUAAUGUCCUAUCUGCUGAUGAGGCAACUAAGAUGCCGUGGGAGGAGUUGGUUGAGUAUACAUCAAGGAUCUACGUUUUUGAUGAGUUUGACGAUGAACUUCAAGUGGCUAGACUGACACCCGACAACAACGAACACCCGAUGAAAACUAUAAAUAUGGUGAAAUUUACGCAUAUUGCUGAGAUGGAGCAUGAUAUUCUGAAGAUGGUGAGAGAGCACCCAUUGACUUCCUAUAAACAACCAGAUGGUUACUUGUGCCUGUACAGCAAGACGGGCAUGACUGCUGGCUCCUUGACAAGGGGGAUGUUGAUUGAGAGGCCCUGGCAAUGGGUUGUUCAGAAUAUAAAGAAGGUGUUCGCAGUUGAUCAAUUAACCUCUUCUGGUUCUUGCUGAGGAUGAUUCAUGCAGCCUAGGAUGAUUAAUAGGUAGGAUUCAUUUGUCAAUAUCCUUACCCUUUUGGAGCAACUUCUCAGUCAGAAAGAUAGUCGUGCCCACACAAACAAACAAAAAAUGUCCAUUAGGGGUUGUCGGUGAUUCCAAUGAAAGGAAUGCCUGCCCAGUGAGUGGUAUACGUACUCUUUUGAAUUUGAUUACAUGUAAAUCUUUGGGCCUAGUUUUGGAAAGGCCAUUAGUGUGAAAAAGGAACUUUUUGAGCUCAAAGUAAUGAAAAAGAGGAUCUUGUGGUGGCUUGAAAAUUAAGUUGAA